AUGCCCAAUCGUUACUUGGGUGUUAUUGGUCGCCAUGUGAACGCCGACACAGAAACUGGUUUUGGUGGCGAUUGCAUGGAUCUGACCGUGAAUCCAGCCGCUACUUUGCUCGCUACUGGAUGUCCAGCUACACAAACUAUCUUCUUUUGGCCACUAACCCAAUGGACAAUGAUGGAUCAGACACCGUCAAAGCCAAAAAAGGGUAAACGAUCCGCACAACUGGCCCCAUAUCAACGCGAACACCUGUCCGGUUUGAUAAACGAGACAUCUGAAUUCGGUGUUGAAGAUACAUCUGACACAAACUGCGAUACAGAUUCUGACAGUGAUGAUGACAGCUCUCAAUAA
This is a messenger RNA of Echinostoma caproni, 345 nucleotides long. NCBI's taxonomy places the organism in Eukaryota, Metazoa, Platyhelminthes, Trematoda, Plagiorchiida, Echinostomatidae. The record is from the annotation of a GenBank genome assembly.